Messenger RNA from Lucilia sericata (common green bottle fly), 1240 nucleotides. RefSeq names its product activity-regulated cytoskeleton associated protein 1-like. Bases 141 to 782 code for a protein of 213 amino acids. The record is from RefSeq and is a predicted model, not a curated record. The transcript has a single exon. NCBI's taxonomy places the organism in Eukaryota, Metazoa, Arthropoda, Insecta, Diptera, Calliphoridae.
CUGCGAGUUUUCAUAAACGUAACGACCACAUUUUAAAUUUCAAUAAUAAAUUCAAAAUAACAUUCGCCAGAACCGUGGCUUUGUUAUUGCCUAUAACAAAUUAUUUUAAAUUAAAAGUGUUAAAAUAAAACUUCUAUAAAAUGGCUCAAAUGGUGCAAAUGACUACUGAACAAUUACAACAACUGAUCGAAUCGGUACGUGCUUCUGCUGGCGCAGGAACUGUGGUUGCUGCCGCCAAGUCCAAAGGAAGUUUUAGUAAUUGUUCAUCUCGCUUUGGCGGUCAACGUGAUCAUGAAGCUGUCGAAGAAUUUAUUACCUCAAUAGUGACCUACAAAGAAGUGGAAGCGAUUAGUGAUGAAGAUGCCUUAAAGGGGGUGUCGUUGCUGUUCUAUGGUUUGGCCUCAACCUGGUGGCAGGGUGUGCGUAAGGAAGCUAAAACUUGGAAUGAUGUUUUGGCCUUAAUACGUGAUCAUUUCUCACCCACUAAACCUUCUUAUCAAAUUUAUUUGGAAAUCUUUGAUAAGAAACAAGAUGACAAAACCGCUAUCGAUACUUUUGUGUGUCAAAAGAGAGCCCUAUUGGCCCAAUUGCCUGAUGGUAGACAUGAUGAAGAAACCGAAAUUGAUUUGGUGUAUGGUCUACUCAACAUCAAAUACCGUAAACAUAUUGCUCGUCAAGACUUUAAAACAUUCCGUGAAUUGUUGGAAAAGGGUCGUGUUAUCGAACACAAUAUGUUAGAAGCUGAAGGCAGUCAACAAGAUAAAAGGCGUCAUAGACACUAAAAGAAGUACAAGGAGAUUUUAGAGGCUAUAUGAGGAAAGUCACAAAUAGACUACUACCAACUUAAAUUGUCUUAACAAAGUGGCUAAACUUGAUUUCUAUAAGAAUUUGCCCUCAUGGUCUUAGGCACCAGAGAAAAUACGCUGUUUGGUAAAUGACAUCAUUAAAGAGAAACGAUUUACUCUUUUAGUAUUAACUUUAUAUAGGCUGCUCUUAGUUUAAUGUCCCAGGUUUUUCUAUACAAAUUUUUAACGUUUUAUUAUUUUUAUAUAAAUUUUUUAUUUUUUAAUUUAUAUAAAAAUCUUAAAUAUUUUUAAUUUGUAUAGUAUUAACUUGAGCAUUUUGCUUAAGGGUUAUGUCUCCUUAUUAAUAUUUUACGCUAGUUUUAUAAACCGGCUUUACAGGCUAAGAACGCCUGGACCUGAUAAAAUUUCUAAAAAUCUUUUAGAUUUAACAGAAA